AAAAUAAAAUAAAUAAGAAAAAAAAAAAAAAGGUUUCUUCUGCAUUCUAUUUAUAGUCUGAUACACUCAAUUCUUUGCUUCCUCCCUCAUCAUACUAGUAAGGUCUAUAACAAUGGCGUCCGAGAAAGUUGAGACUGUUAUAGCUGGAAACUACGUUGAAAUGGAAAGAGAAGAGGGUGAUUCCAAGUCUAGUGAGAGCAAACUCUCUAGGUAUUUUUGGCAUGGUGGUUCAGUCUAUGAUGCUUGGUUUAGCUGUGCUUCUAACCAGGUAGCACAGGUGCUUUUGACACUGCCAUACUCGUUUUCGCAGCUUGGGUUGUUAUCUGGAAUAAUAUUUCAGCUUUUCUAUGGUUUGAUGGGAAGCUGGACUGCUUAUCUUAUUAGUAUACUUUACGUUGAGUACAGAACCAGAAAGGAAAGGGAAAAAGUUGAUUUUAGAAAUCACGUUAUUCAGUGGUUCGAAGUUCUUGAUGGACUUCUUGGAAAACACUGGAGGAAUGUUGGCCUCCUUUUCAACUGCACUUUUCUUCUUUUCGGAUCUGUCAUUCAGUUAAUUGCCUGUGCAAGUAACAUAUACUACGUAAACGACAAUCUUGACAAGAGAACUUGGACUUAUAUUUUUGGAGCUUGCUGUGCCACCACUGUUUUCAUCCCUUCCUUCCACAAUUAUAGAAUUUGGUCAUUUUUGGGACUCAUGAUGACCACUUACACUGCAUGGUAUCUCACCAUUGCUUCCCUUGUCAAUGGGCAGAUUGAUGGAGUGACGCACUCGGCCCCCACCAACAUGGUUCUCUACUUUACUGGGGCUACCAACAUUCUUUACACCUUUGGUGGACAUGCUGUUACAGUGGAGAUCAUGCAUGCUAUGUGGAAACCACAGAAGUUCAAGCUAAUAUACUUGAUUGCAACACUCUAUGUUCUUACUCUGACUUUACCAUCAGCUUCUGCUGUUUACUGGGCUUUUGGGGACAAGCUUUUGACGCAUUCCAAUGCUCUCUCUUUGCUUCCAAGGACUGGAUUCCGAGACACAGCUGUCGUACUCAUGCUCAUUCAUCAGUUCAUAACAUUCGGAUUUGCUUGCACUCCUUUGUAUUUUGUGUGGGAGAAAUUCAUUGGGGUCCAUGAGACUAAGAGUGUGUUGAAGAGGGCCCUGGUUAGGCUCCCUGUUGUGAUCCCAAUUUGGUUCCUUGCCAUCAUAUUCCCAUUCUUUGGACCCAUCAACUCCACGGUUGGCUCUCUUCUCGUCAGCUUCACAGUCUACAUUAUUCCUGCUUUGGCACACAUGGUUACUUUUGCUUCUGCUUCUGCUAGAGAGAAUGCUGUGGAGAGACCACCUUCAAUGAUAGGUGGAUGGGUUGGAUCAUACUCCAUGAACGGGUUUGUGGUGGCGUGGGUUUUGGUGGUGGGAUUUGGGUUCGGAGGAUGGGCAAGCAUGCUCAAUUUCAUCCAACAAAUUGAUACAUUUGGUCUAUUCACUAAGUGCUACCAGUGUCCACCUCAUAAGGCUUGAGUAGUCGAUUUCCUUCUUUUCAUUUUCUUAUAAAGAAGAAAAAAAAAAAAAAGGAAAUUAACAAAAAUUAAGGAUACAUAUGUAAGUGUGUAAAGAGAUUGUUAUUUGUAACCUUUUUCAGUUCCUUUUUUUUUUUGGUGGGUAAGGCUAUUUAUUUUCAAUGGUAUUCAGAAAAGGUGUGAGGGCAAUCAUGGCCACCCCUAUACGACCUAUAAUUGUAUCUUUGUGUGUUGAUCAAUUUUCCUUAUUAUAACUCCA
This is a messenger RNA of Ziziphus jujuba (common jujube), 1768 nucleotides long. Its product is annotated as auxin transporter-like protein 3. Lineage: Eukaryota; Viridiplantae; Streptophyta; Magnoliopsida; Rosales; Rhamnaceae. The coding region runs from base 113 to 1510 and encodes 465 amino acids. Gene Ontology annotation, cellular component: plasma membrane. The transcript has 8 exons. The record is from RefSeq and is a predicted model, not a curated record.